This is a messenger RNA of Leptosia nina, 1476 nucleotides long. The record is from the annotation of a GenBank genome assembly. NCBI's taxonomy places the organism in Eukaryota, Metazoa, Arthropoda, Insecta, Lepidoptera, Pieridae.
AUGUCACGCUAUAAGCAUAUGUAUAUCGUAAAUAUACACAUAGCCGAAGGAUUUCACGAGGACUGCGAAGAUUUGAUACAACGUUGCCUCUGUUUAGGAACAUUAAAUUAUAUCACAUUUUGUAAUGUCUGGAAGGAACUGGGUUUUAGAUAUAUUUACCAAGGGAGAACAUUAGGUGCUGAAAUAGCUGAAUUAUCAGAAGAAUGUAUUGAAGUAGCUAAAAGGUUUAUGUUUGUUAAAACUGAAAACUUUAGGGAAUCAUUGGCUGGCCUUUAUCUAAUGUAUGCUUUGCUAACUCAGCAACCAUACCCUAAUUUUGCCUGGCUUCGUAUAACACCUGAUGAUGUUUCAACCAUUAAAGAACUUGAAGCAAAAGUGAGACAGCACAAACAGCCAGAUGCAUUAUAUAUUUUAGGAUGCAUUCUUACAAAAUAUACACAAUACCAUGCUGUAGAAAGAGAGAGGGGCUUUGAUCCACCUGUGAAGAAGUAUUUAGAUGGCUGUCUAAAUAUAAAUCAAAAUGGAAUAAAAGUAAAUGGAAUAUUUAAAAAGCAAAAUGAUGAACUGGAUAUGCUCAAAGAGUUGAGCACAAUUGCUAGAAGGUAUACACAAUGCAGAGAUGCUGUUAAUGGCAAGAAUAAGAAAUACGUAAAUGAGAACCUUCCAGUUAAGCUAUCUUCAUCUCUUAAAAGUGUUAUCAACGGAUAUGAGGUUAAAGAUAUUACAGAGACAGAAGCAAGGUCUAAUGUGGUUCAGUCAAUCAAACAAAAAGCUAUGACCAGCUCUGUAAACCCUCUCUCACAUUUAAUGACAGCAAGAGAUAAGAAAGAGAGAACCAGCUCAAAGAAGAAAGAAAGUGGAACCGUCCCAUCAACCAUUUCGAAAGCCUCGAGGCGAAAGGAAGCACAAACACUGAAAACGGCAGACUUUUUUACAACUACCCAGUUAGAUGAGGAAGAUAGCGACACAAACACAAAUGAUGAAGGAAUAGACAAGACAAUUCCUAAUAAGGUUCCAGUUAGCUCAGAUGACGAAUCUUCAGUAAAAAUACACAGUUUAAAACCAAUCAGAGCAUAUAAGAGGAAAACAAUCAACAGUUUAUCUCGCACUGGUGAUAAUGUUGUUGAAAAAAGUGAUAGUACAUCAGAUAGUGACAGUGAUGGUAAUCAAAAAGUAUAUAGGCAAGGUAAAAAUAUGAAAAUUAGCAAAUUAGAUGAUAGUAACAAGAGUAAAGCUAAUGUGGAAACAGUAACUAAUGCACCAUUUGAUAUAGUAAAUAAAACUGAUACUGAUGUAAAAGCAAUACAUGUCACAAAGGAAGUGUUACCAAUAGUCAUUCAGUCUGAUGAAGGGGAGAAAAAAUGUGAAAUUGAAAUUAUUGACUAUGCAAGUAAUAAGGAAGUACCUGUUAAGAAAAUUCUUAGUAAAAUUCUUGUUUGUGCCAAUGAUUCUUUGUCUGGUAAAAAUUCAAAGUAA